Messenger RNA from Sphenostylis stenocarpa, 786 nucleotides. The record is from the annotation of a GenBank genome assembly. NCBI's taxonomy places the organism in Eukaryota, Viridiplantae, Streptophyta, Magnoliopsida, Fabales, Fabaceae.
AUGAGGGAAGUUGGUAAGAUGAUUACAUUCAAAGGAACUAGAGUCACUAAUUUCUUCGAUAAUUUUGUACAGCAGGCACAGAAAUAUGAUGAUCUUUCCUCUUCAUCUUCUACAAUGAUUAGUUUUGAAUUAUCAAAUGGUCGUCUCUAUAGUCCCCUUGUCCCAACCGAUCUAGAUGAUGACCAGUAUGUGGAAUUUCAACUUGAUGAUUUCACAGCCAUUCCAUCUAAUGCAAAGGAACAACAAAAAAUGUUCAUGGAAACAGUGAUAGAUUCAUUGGAAAUAGGAAAUCCAGAGGUAAAACAACCGCAUGUAAGCAGUGCUUGUACCAUGUCUGUGGAGCCGUCAGAGAAGUAUGACUCACAUGCUUCUUCACAAGAGAUUUCCAAACCUAUGGAGACAGAAUCUUCUCUACUCAACCGAAGUUUGCAUUCCACAGCCUCAACAAUAUCCACUGCAUGUGAUGUAUGUGAACCCUUGAAAGUUGAGUCAAAUUCCAGUUCAAUGAUUUCAACUCCAGUACCAAGUCUUUCUUCGAAAAUAGCACUACCACUACCUCCACCACCACCAUUAGACACUUCAUCUGUCGCCGGGUCUUGCAAUACAGAUAGUGCUUCUACUAGUAAUGACAAUUCUGCUAGCAUACAAAGUUCAUCAGACACUGACAUAUCACACAAUACAAAAGCCACAGUAACUGUUAUUAAGAAUCCAUCAUCAGGCCAUGUCUUGAAUGGCUUAAUGAGGCGUUGGGAUUUCAACUUUUUCAGAAACAGACACCAUCGAUAA